Messenger RNA from Myripristis murdjan (pinecone soldierfish), 926 nucleotides. Its product is annotated as insulin-like growth factor-binding protein 3. Gene Ontology annotation, molecular function: fibronectin binding; insulin-like growth factor II binding; insulin-like growth factor I binding. The transcript is spliced from 4 exons. The record is from RefSeq and is a predicted model, not a curated record. NCBI's taxonomy places the organism in Eukaryota, Metazoa, Chordata, Actinopteri, Holocentriformes, Holocentridae. Gene Ontology annotation, cellular component: extracellular region. Gene Ontology annotation, biological process: regulation of insulin-like growth factor receptor signaling pathway. Bases 57 to 926 code for a protein of 289 amino acids.
GUCACCAGAGUGGGACAGUUACUCAACUCAGAAACCAUAAGCUCUCAGAUGCCACAAUGGAUACCUGUUUUCGCACACUUUGUGUGACUUUUGUUCUGGCAUCCUUUACGCGGAGAUCAGGUGCGGUCGGACCGGUUAUAAGAUGCGAACCAUGUGAUGUUGGAGCGCGGCUUUUGUGCAAACCCUUACCCAAGGACUGCGCCGAGAGAGUCCGCGAACCGGGCUGCGGCUGCUGCAUGACUUGCGCGCUCAGUUUUGGCCAGCCGUGCGGAGUGUACACGGGGAGAUGUGGCUCCGGGCUGACUUGUCAGCAUCAGCCCGGUGAAACUAAACCUCUGCAGGCUCUGUUGGAGGGACGUGGAAUCUGCGCUAAUGCUACCAACAAAAGACAAACCACCGGACCCACACCUCCAGUCAAUGAACUACCUGUGGAGAAUGUUGAGAAUCAGGAAGAGGAGCGAAAUUCCACCAGCCCAGAUCUUCAACCCUCGUACAGCACCAGAAGACCCACCGGCCCCCUGAGACUACCACUUCAUUCCUUCUUCCACUCUGCCAAGGCGGAUGUCCUGAGACGGGAGCAACAGAAAAGAGCCAAGAGCUUCAAAAUGGAGGAGCUCCCAGGACCACUCAUCACAGACCCGCAGAACUUCUCUCUGGAGACCAAACAGGAGCCUGAGUAUGGUCCCUGUCGGAGAGAGAUGGAGAGCAUUCUCAGCAACCUCAAGAUCACAGACAUUCUCAACCCCAGAGGUUUCCGCAUACCCAACUGCGACAAGAAGGGCUUCUAUAAGAAAAAGCAGUGCCGUCCAUCCAAAGGCAGAAAGCGAGGGUUCUGCUGGUGUGUGGACAAAUAUGGGCAGCCCUUGCCAGGUUUUGAUGGGAAGGAGCGAGGAGACGCCCAGUACUACAACUCCGAGAGCCAAUAG